AUGCAUGCGGAUAUGGGAGGGCAUGGUGGAACCUGGCUCGACAUACACAUGGGAUUUGGAUACACCAGAGACUUCACAUGGUUGGAGACCAGGAAAGCAGUUGAUGGAAAUCGAAGCAUCCGCACGUCUGGAGGCAAGGCGACAAAAGAGGGUCACACAUUCUACGUGAUUCGAAAACCUGGGGCCAAGCGGCGCAUGCUUCCUUGUCGACAGAUUUCACAUUCUGAGAACACUUUCACAGAUCGUUCUCACACUUGGGAAUCACAUGUGACGCUGAAGAGAGAAUUUUCGUCACUCGAAGCUGCGUUUGAUCCUCGCAGGAACCGUACUACAACCGAACAGCCGGUUACUCUGGAAAUUGAAGAUCCAGGGACAGUUCGAAACAACUCUACGCAGCAGGUGACAGCCUUCCAUGGACGCCUGCAUAUGUCGCUGAACAUCUCGGAAGUGAUACCUUAUCGAAAGGAGAGGCAAGAAAUGAUGCUUGCUGAAUUCAUGUCGAGUCAUGGCUUGAGUGAUAAAGUUAAUCGAAUUUUACAAUUCUUAAAGAUAGUUAACGAGAGUCUGGAAGAUUUGAACUCGAUACAUCAGGAUAUUGCGCAGGAAUUGAUUAAUCAAAAGCUUUCCAAUAAGUUGAAGCAACAGCUUUCGGAUCCUCUGGCCAUUACAUCUGGGUCUAUGCCGAAAUGGUGUCACGAGGUCGUGACGAAGUAUGCACCCGUAUUUCCUUUUGAAAUCAGGUUUCAAUAUUUCGCACAUUGUUCCUUCGGUGUAGAUCGAAGUGUUGCUGCGAUUCAAUCUGCGCAAGAUAAAUCACCAGAGCGGGUGCGCCAGCGAGCAAAUGCUCGAACUCGUGAAGAGGACACAUCUAGAUCUCUUGGGCAAUUAAAGCAGGAGAGAGUCGUUGUGAAAAGAGGUAGCCAAAUCCUGGAAUGGGCAAUGAGUGUUAUGAAAGUGCAUGCUAAGCGAAAAGCUAUCCUAGAGGUCACUUUCGCAGACGAGGAAGGGCAUGGCUCAGGUGUAACCAACGAAUUCUACUCCUUAGUUUCAGAUGCCUUGCAACAGAGAGACCUUGGAAUGUGGAUUUGCGACGAUCUGGACAAUACAUUGAAGAAGAAUCGCAAUAGUAGUUUUGAAACUUUUGAUACAGAAAUCGCGUUGUCUCCUAUGAAGAAGGCCAAGGCAAAGACAGAUGGUGACCUGGAGAUCGCUUUCGAGGUCAACAGGUAUGUACAUCGUGACUGCGGACUAUUCCCAGCUCCACUUCCGCCAAACGCCCCUAAUAAGGAUGCAAUCUUGGAGAAAUUUCGUUUUCUUGGAACAUUCUUGGCAAAAGCCUUGCUUGAUAAUAGGUUGAUCAGUCUACCGUUAGCGUAUCCUCUCUUCAAGAUCCUGUGCCAUUACCCACUGAAUGCAUCUGAUCUUGCCUUCAUCGACCCAGAAAAGGCGAGACAUCUCGCACAGCUACAUGAAGUUGCAGUUGUCAAGAAAUCAGCAGAUCUCGAAGAAGAUCCACACAGGAAACAAGAAAUGCUACAAAGCCUGCCGGACGUUGAAGUUUAUUGUCUCACAAUGCAGUAUGCCCCGUCAUCGACCAUUCACGGCUUCAGAUCCUACGACUUGAUUCCUGAUGGCGGUAGCGUCACAGUAGACAUUGACAACGUGCAUGAAUAUGUCGAACGUAUGUACAAUUUCAUGCUCGAUGAAGGCAUCUGCGAGCAGAUCGAGGCCAUCCGUAAAGGGAUUUCAGAAGUAUUCCCAGAGUCUCACCUCAAGGCUUUCACGCCUUCUGAGCUUCGCAGCAUGCUGUCUGGAGAGUCCAACGUGUCAUGGAGCAAGAAUGAUCUGCUGGAGCAUCUAGAACCACGAAACGGCUACGACAUUGAAAGCUCCACCUUUCAGCAUCUAGUUCACGUCUUGUGUGAUCUCGACGAGCGGGAAAGGAAAGAUUUUCUGCGGUUUGUGACUGGAGUCAGGGUUCUGCCACCGGGAGGCCUCAAGAACUUGGACCCGAAGCUCACCGUAGUCAGGAAGCAUUGCGAGAAUGACCCUGAUGAUCACUUUCCUUCAGCCAACACCUGCUUCCAUUUCCUCAAGCUCCCUGAGUACUCGUCGACAGAAAUACUCGCGUGCCGGCUCAAGACAGCUCUGCAGCAUGGCAUGGAUGGUUUCUACUUCAAUUAGAAGACCAAGAAACUCUCGCAUGUUGUUUGUUUACAUGCAGCGUUUAUUGACUUCUCAGUAAAAUAGUUUGUAUUGC
Guillardia theta CCMP2712 is the source of this 2260-nucleotide messenger RNA. RefSeq lists its product as hypothetical. The record is from RefSeq and is a predicted model, not a curated record. NCBI's taxonomy places the organism in Eukaryota, Cryptophyceae, Pyrenomonadales, Geminigeraceae. Gene Ontology annotation, cellular component: nuclear speck. Gene Ontology annotation, biological process: proteasome-mediated ubiquitin-dependent protein catabolic process; protein polyubiquitination. The coding region runs from base 1 to 2184 and encodes 727 amino acids. The transcript is spliced from 7 exons. Gene Ontology annotation, molecular function: ubiquitin protein ligase activity.